Paramuricea clavata is the source of this 995-nucleotide messenger RNA. NCBI's taxonomy places the organism in Eukaryota, Metazoa, Cnidaria, Anthozoa, Malacalcyonacea, Plexauridae. The record is from the annotation of a GenBank genome assembly.
AUGGCAAAUUUCCAUCUGUCAAGUAGAAGGAAGCGAGGACCACAACCUAGCAAUCUUACUGUCCGGUUGUUUCUGCUUGACCCAGAUAAAAAGAUCACAAAAGUUACAAGAGAAACAUGUUCAAAAGGAGGGAUAGAACAAUUAAUGCAGAAAGGAUGUGGGCCACCACAACCAGGUAAUUGAGUGUGGAAUUACUGUAAUUCUCAGGUUUUGUAUGACUUCACAUAAGGGUAAAGAGUGGCUUUAUAUUGUUAUAUAUUAGCUUUUAUAAUAGUCAGAUAACUUGAUUUAGUUAUUUACAUUAUAUGUGUUGACAGCUAUUUUGUUUCUAUGUUGUUUUAAUAGUUGACCUCAGUUCAUUAUGAUUGACCACUCGAUCAUGCUAAAAAAUCCCAUGAUUGAAACCCAAGAAUGAGAACUUAGAGAUAAGUUGAUCAUAAAAAUUGUGUGCCAAUUCCCAUAGUGUUGCUAGUCACCACUCCCAUUUUGAUGAAUCAUUAACCCAUUAAAUUGCACUCAGCACCCUGUAUUAUUACACCAGACAAUUUUACUCAUUAAGGGAGAGCACUGGUUUGUAAUGGGUUAGACUAUCUACCCAUGCAUCUAGUAAUGUGUCUUAAGUUCCACUGUGCCCUACUUUAUUUUAUGGGAGAGUAAUUUGGCGCUCAAUGAGUAAACAACCAUUAUUAUUUGGUACAUAUGGGUAAUUUUCUGACCAUUUUAAUAACUUCAUAUUUUUUACAGAACAUUGUGUAAGUGAUGACAAAGUGGAAUUUCCGUUGGGGCUGACAAAUGAACAGUUAAAACAGAAGUUGUUUGAAAUUUAUCCUAAAUUGGAAAAUGCUUGUUUUGUCUUCAUGAAAGCUGACAAAAACAACAAAUUGGAAGAACUUAACCAUGGUAUGUGUUGCUUCCGAUGUUACACACCAGAAAAUGUUUACCGCAGUGAACGAGGACAAGGGAGGCUUUAUAUACGAAAGAUUGCUGAGAGUGAG